Aplosporella prunicola CBS 121167 is the source of this 1400-nucleotide messenger RNA. RefSeq lists its product as uncharacterized. Lineage: Eukaryota; Fungi; Ascomycota; Dothideomycetes; Botryosphaeriales; Aplosporellaceae. Gene Ontology annotation, biological process: regulation of DNA-templated transcription. Gene Ontology annotation, molecular function: zinc ion binding; DNA-binding transcription factor activity, RNA polymerase II-specific. The coding region runs from base 376 to 1251 and encodes 291 amino acids. The transcript has 3 exons. The record is from RefSeq and is a predicted model, not a curated record.
CGGACGCUAUGAUGUGGAUGUACAGCGGUACGUGCGCCCUCCUCUCAGCACAACAGUCCAUAAUUAAGCUGGCUGAGCUGGGGGCCCUCGACUGCUCCAUAAGCUUUCCGUGCCCGAUAGUCGAUUGAUUAUAUCUUGCUCGGGCGCCCUCCGUCUUCACUGCGCCUUUUCGCUCCCGAACCUCUUCGACUACCUUGCCAAUGCGACCAUCCUGCCACACUGACCAUUAGCCAACCAUACCGUCAUAGACUUGUUAUUGCUCCUAGUUUAUAGUCUUUCCCAACACCACUGUUUCUUUGCUCCACCACAUUCCCAUCCACUCUAUUCUGUCCUUGGCCUCCCUGUGCUAUGUUGACGCCGGAAGGCUCACCAUCCAUGGACUCGACACCGGACAACAACAUCCGCAAGAGGGUGUGUAAGGCCUGCGACAGGUGUAGGCUCAAAAAAUCAAAGUGCGAUGGGGCCAACCCAUGCAGCAGGUGCAAGGCAGACAACACCAUCUGCGUGUUUGGCGAACGGAAAAAGUCCCACGACAAGGUAUAUCCUAAAGGUUAUGUCGAGAUGCUCGAGCAGCAGCAGGGGCAGCUAGUGGCCGGUAUUCGCGAACUCUACAGAAGAUUGAACACGGGAGAAGGAUGGCCAGGAUCGCCGCUCGCGGAGCAUCCUGGAGGACACCCUUUGACGCACGACAUACUACAACGGCUCGGCUUGCUGCAACAAAAUUCCGAGCAAUUCGAAGAGGAUCCCACUCGCUUGGAGAAGAGGUUACGGGAAGAGGAGGAUGGCGAAACGGGGGAGCCAGCUUACAAGCAUCGGAGAAGCUCCUUCGGCUCAAAUUCAGACCAUGAACACAUUUCUUCGCCAUCUUCGCACGGAACACCGCCGACGCCUCCAAAAUUCUACGAUCAGCCUUUCCCGCGGGAGAACGCCCUGCCCACGCCGCCGUCCUCGAUACAAACGAUGCCCCAGCAACUGUCGCUAAACGGAUCGAAUAUGAAGCAGUUCCCGGGAUCCACGCCUUACGACAAGACGUUCAGCGCACCGGCAACAAUCGAUCUCAUGUCGCCUUACGCCACGGAGACGCCGCGGGUUGGAGACUUCCCGAUGUACGGAUACGAGAGCUCAUUUGAGGAUAACAGCUAUUACAUGGGCAUGGCCCCGUUCGACAACUACGGCAAUGACCCUACGCUGGUCUCGUCGUCGUCGAUAAACCCUAGUGCGCUGCAAAAUGAUUUUUCGCAAUUCCCUUGAGUACGAGAAUGGGCAGCUCUGGUUGAGAGAUGCAAUGCAACCCGGGACAGCGGCUCCCGAAGACAUUGCAACCAUGGACAGAUAGACAUUGUGCGUUCAAGCGGGUGGGACGGUGGGAAUCGGCGCCUGGCGUAACUGGGACUGGGCCA